Messenger RNA from Misgurnus anguillicaudatus (oriental weatherfish), 1888 nucleotides. It is a transcript of the gene thrb, whose product is annotated as thyroid hormone receptor beta. NCBI's taxonomy places the organism in Eukaryota, Metazoa, Chordata, Actinopteri, Cypriniformes, Cobitidae. Gene Ontology annotation, cellular component: RNA polymerase II transcription regulator complex. Gene Ontology annotation, molecular function: nuclear receptor activity; RNA polymerase II cis-regulatory region sequence-specific DNA binding; zinc ion binding. The record is from RefSeq and is a predicted model, not a curated record. Gene Ontology annotation, biological process: thyroid hormone receptor signaling pathway; retinoic acid receptor signaling pathway; positive regulation of transcription by RNA polymerase II.
UUCCCCAUAGCGAUGAGAUGAGAGAGUUGCAGGUUUCUCUUUCUCCGUCCGGGUCCAUGUUGGAGUUCAUCUGUUCUGCUGGGUCAUUUCAGGCCACGUCUGUCCGAUAACAGGAGUAAUCGCGGUCAUUACAGGGAUAUCAACAGCCACUUGUACUGGACAUAUACACGUACUGUGUCGCAGAUUCGAGGCAAGCAAAGCUGACAUGACUUAACCACAUACUGUUGCCCUUCUAACUGGCUGUCCUGGAAGGUGUAAUGGUUGAUGAGCCUAGUUGGAUGAGUGAAAUGUCACUCAGGCAGGCUGAGAUGCAUGCAGAGACCGUUGGAUCAUCAGACUGGAAUGACAAGUGGAGUUGUGUGUCGUCUGCGUAGCAGUGGUAGGAGAAGUCAUGUUUCCGAAUGACAGAACCUAGGAAUGGAGAAGAGGUCCAAGCACUGAGCCUUGAGGUACCCUCAGUAUAGAGGCAUUGGGAUGUCACCUAUCCAGGAUACUCUAAAUGACCUACCUGUGAGGUAAAGGAAUGAAUGAACACUGUCUUCAAAUCUACUCGAGGAAUCGCACUGGUCAAGGAAUGGAUGACCGCUGAUGGCAGACCUACAUUCAGGAAUCUCACUUAUCAAGGGUACAUACCAAGUUACCUGGACAAGGAUGAGCUGUGUGUUGUGUGUGGGGACAAAGCAACCGGCUAUCAUUACCGCUGCAUUACCUGUGAGGGCUGCAAAGGUUUUUUCCGGCGUACAAUUCAGAAGAACUUAAACCCGACAUACGCUUGCAAGUAUGAAGGAAAAUGCGCCAUCGACAAAGUCACGCGGAAUCAGUGCCAGGAAUGUCGCUUCAAGAAAUGCAUUGCUGUCGGCAUGGCAACAGACUUGGUAUUGGAUGACAGCAAGCGUCUAGCCAAACGGAAGCUGAUCGAAGAGAACCGGGAGCGGCGGAAGCGCGAAGAACUGCAGAAGACGGUGUGGGACAGGCCAGAGCCCACGCAGGAGGAAUGGGAGCUGAUCCGUGUCGUCACAGAAGCCCACAUGGCCACGAACGCCCAGGGCAACCACUGGAAACAGAAACGCAAAUUCCUGGUCGAGGAAACAAUGCUACUUAAUGAAAUAACAUGUAAUUUAUUCUGUACCUCUGACCAGAGUGCAGUGGGGGUGAAGGAGGCCAAGCCGGAGGACAUUGGUUCGGCACCCAUCGUCAACGCGCCCGAAGGAAGCAAAGUGGACAUCGAAGCCUUCAGUCAGUUUACAAAAAUUAUCACCCCCGCCAUCACUCGUGUCGUGGACUUUGCCAAAAAGCUGCCUAUGUUCUGUGAGCUGCCAUGCGAGGAUCAGAUCAUCUUGCUGAAGGGCUGCUGCAUGGAAAUCAUGUCUUUACGAGCAGCUGUACGUUAUGAUCCCGAGAGCGAGACUCUGACGCUCAACGGCGAGAUGGCCGUCACACGUGGCCAGCUCAAGAACGGGGGUCUGGGCGUGGUCUCGGAUGCCAUCUUUGAUCUGGGUGUCUCGCUGUCCUCUUUUAACCUGGAUGAUUCGGAGGUGGCUUUGCUACAAGCCGUCAUUCUGCUGUCUUCUGAUCGUCCAGGUUUAACGAGCGUUGAACGCAUUGAACGCUGUCAGGAGGAGUUCCUCUUAGCCUUUGAACAUUACGUCAACUACCGCAAGCACAAGGUGGCCCACUUCUGGCCCAAGCUGCUGAUGAAGGUGACAGACCUGCGCAUGAUUGGCGCCUGCCAUGCCAGCCGCUUCCUGCACAUGAAGGUGGAAUGUCCAACAGAGCUCUUUCCGCCCCUCUUCCUGGAAGUAUUCGAGGACUGAUGGCCAGCCAAUCAAGCCAAGCUGCUCCAACCUCCCCUCAGACUGCCCUGUUUCUGGUCACAUGGCUCUUUUUA